Molecule: messenger RNA, 7681 nt
Organism: Mobula hypostoma (lesser devil ray)
Lineage: Eukaryota; Metazoa; Chordata; Chondrichthyes; Myliobatiformes; Myliobatidae
Gene: itgb8
Product: integrin, beta 8
Exons: 14
Coding region: 559-2901 (780 amino acids)
Biological process (GO): integrin-mediated signaling pathway; cell migration; cell adhesion mediated by integrin
Cellular component (GO): integrin complex; focal adhesion; cell surface
Molecular function (GO): integrin binding
Source: RefSeq, a predicted model, not a curated record
UAUGAUCGAAGUGAAUCUUCGCGUUAGGAGGCAAUGAUGUCCUUUCCACCUUUAAAAUGCGUCGGUGGAGGCCGAGUCUCCACAGUCUCCGCCCAUAUUGCCGUAGCAACAAGGAUUUUGACUGCAUAGUUUCAAAAGCUAAUCGGAGAAGCUCCCUCUGUCCAUUUUAUACACUGCGGUGUGGUUGAAUCUGUCGUUGCGACUUUAUGUGUUAAACUUACUGAAUGGUCUUUGGAACAAAGAGAACUGAUUCUUUGUCCCCCCCGUCUGAAAAAAGACUUAAAGGAAGUCUUUAAAUGUUGUAUAAACUGCUGGGGGAGUAGUUUAUUCUCCUUUGGACUUCCCUCGCCUUGCGAUAGGCUUCUCGCUGAAUGAGUGGGUGAUUCGAGAGACUUCGAGGCUUGUGCACAAUAGAGUGAAUGUGUGUCGCAGAGCAAAGAGCUAAGUCCGUCAACGAGUGCUCGGUGCCCUGGGGAUGCUUCGCUCUGGGGCUGGUGUGAUUCUCUUCGUAGCUCCGGCGCUCGUCUCGUACGCUUUGUCCGAUCACAUACCCACGCUAUGGAGCUGCGCGUAUUUGUCAUCGCAGCCGGUUCCUUUCCAAAAGCCAGGCACUUUCCAACGAAGGCGGUCUUAAGCGUUGUUCACAUUUUGGCUAUCGCGGUUACAGCAAGCAGGACAGGUGUUAAGAACAAAUGCACUGCCGAAAAAACGAACCGCUGCUCCGAAUGCCUGCUCCUUGGUCCUGAAUGUGGAUGGUGCUUUCAAAAGGAAUUUUCAGAGGGAGCACUGCAAAGAAGGUGUGACUUGAUCACCAACCUAAUUCAAAGAGGCUGUGAUUCCGAUUUCGUUGAAUCUCUUCAUGUCAAAAAAAUCGUGGAAGAACAAAAGUAUUCUCAGCUGGUCCCUGGCAAAGUCUCUUUACAACUACAACCAGGUGGUGAGACAAGUUUAAUAGUGGACGUUCAUCAACUGAGAAACUACCCUGUAGAUCUCUAUCAUUUAGUUGAUACAUCGGCAUCAAUGGUGACCAAUCUGGAAAGGCUACACUCCAUGGGAUACUCUUUAUCACGAAGGAUGGCAAAAUAUUCCAGUGAUUUUCAGUUUGGGUUUGGAUCAUUUGUUGAUAAGCCAGUCUCUCCGUUUAUUAACAUUCAUCCAGACAAGCUUAUUAACCCAUGCAGCGUUUAUGAGACAUCUUGUCAUCCUGCUCAUGGGUUUAUGCAUGUGCUGUCACUGACUGACAAUAUAACUGAAUUCAGGAAAGCAGUGGAGAAACAAACUAUUUCUGGAAAUGAGGACACACCUGAAGGAAGUUUGGAUGCAUUGCUCCAGGUUGCAGUUUGUGAGAGCCAAAUAGGAUGGCGUAAGGAAGCAAAACGAUUGCUGCUGCUAAUAACUGAUCAGCUAUCUCACUUGGCACUUGACAGCAGAUUGGGAGGUAUUGUCCUGCCUAACGAUGGGAACUGCCACCUAAAGGACAAUAUGUACACUCAUUCGACUGUUAUGGAGCAUCCAUCUCUGGGAUUGCUUGUGGAUAAGUUGCUGGAAAAUAGUAUCCAUGUAAUUUUUGCAAUUCAGGGAUCAAGCAUUAACUGGUACAAGGAUCUUCUUCCCCUGAUGCCUGGUGCAUUUGCUAGGCAGCUAAAUUCAGAACUGUCAAACCUCUCUGAACUAGUGGAAGGCGCCUAUCAGGCACUGCUUUCUGAAGUAGAACUGCAGGUGGACAACCACAUCAGAGGGGUUUAUGUGAACAUUACUGCAAUUUGUCCUGAUGGAAGCACAGUUACAGGGCAAAAUAAGUGCAGAAAUGUGAAACCUAAUGAAACAGCCUCGUUUAAUGUGACAAUUGGAGUGACAGAGUGUUUUGAAGGCAUCAAGUCUAUUACUUUAAAACCCGUUGGAUACAAUGAAACAACUGUUAUUUCUAUAAGCAGCACUUGUACUUGUCAGUGCAAAGGACCUAAAGGUCAUGAGUGUGGAAGAUGCUUCAAUAAAGAGAUUGACCCAGAUUGUAGACUUUGCCAGUGUGAAGACAAUGCUACCAAUUCUUCCUGCAGAGGAUUGUCCCAAGAACAAUGUCUCACUGAAAGUUGCCGGCAAUAUAAACACCAACCUGUUUGCAGUAAUCGAGGGAUUUGCAACUGUGGGAAGUGUUUAUGCUACCAAACGAAACUAGGUAGAGUUUAUGGAAAAUAUUGUGAACUCGAUGACUUUUCUUGUCCUUAUCAUCAAGGGCAGCUGUGUGCUGGGAAUGGUGAAUGUAAAGGAGGGGAAUGCCAGUGCUACUUGGGCUGGCAAGGUGAAAGCUGUAACUGUUCUUCAUCUCUGAUGUCCUGCAGAACAGAGCAGGGUCAGAUCUGCAGCGGAAGAGGAGUGUGUGUCUGCGGCCGUUGUCAUUGCAUUGACUCCAGAGCCUCUGGCCCUUUGUGCGAGCUUUGCCCAACGUGUGAAAAUUCCUGUGAACAUAGCCGGAAGUGUGUACAGUGCCAUGUAUUAAACUACUGGGCAGUAUAUCCUGCCAAUUGCAGCGCCUCAUGUUCUCAAAUGAUGGUAGUGGACCAGAUUUCAGAAUCUGAGGAAGAAAAAUCACAAUACUGUGUCUUUCAAGAAAGCGAUAAAUUGUUAUACAAAUUUAAAAUGGUCACAACAAGCACUGAGAAAGAACUUCUUUAUGUACUGAAAGGCCCAGAAUACUAUUCUAGACACAAGGUUCUUGCAACAUUUCUUAUCUUUUCUGCUGGUACAGUCAUCACAGGAUUAAUCAUUGUGAUCGUAAUCAGGCAGAUAAUGAUGCACUGGAAUUCAAAUGAAUCAACUCACCCUGGAAAUAAUUGCAAAGUAUCUCCUCCACAAAAAGUAGAACUUAUAGGUUACAGAUUUACAAGUAGCCAGAAAGUUUAAAAAGUGUUUAGAUAGUUUCUGGUAAAUUAUUGUGAUGAAAAUAUGCUGAUAUAUACUACUGAGGGUGUAAAUUUACUUCCCUUUUUAAGGAAGGAACUUCGUUAUCUAUAGUUAGUUCAAAUACUGUAUCUUUAAAGCAUGACAAACCAGAAGAGUUUCAUGCAUACAUUGACAAAUGACAAGUAAUUCAGAACAGUAAAUUACAAUAGAAACUUUAAAGAAUAGUGUAGGAUCUCAAACUGGUUAAUAUAUUUCAAAUCAUCAGAAUGUGGAAGGCAAUGAGCAUUGUCUCUGCUCUGAUCCAUUCAGAAGGGCAGCAUUGUCAACUGCCUACAAUAUUCAUCGCUUAUUGCAUUCACAUUUGAAGGUCUCUGCCAGAUUUAUUGAAUGAGGAAAUCUCUGCCAUAGAGAGAAAUUAUUCUUGGCUGCCAAUGCAAACAAAACAGCAGAAUUGGAAAAUCUAUUUGAUAAGUAUAAAGUGGGUUGCCGAUUAAUUAUUAGUUGCUUUCUGCUAUAGCCCAAAUUUCAGCCCUAGAUUUUGAUUACUCUCCAUAAACAAAACUUCCUAGCACCAAUCUAUCUAUAUAUUUAUGACCUAUACUCAUUCAUUCUAAGAUUACAGCUUAACUUUAAGUCACGUUCUUCAUUUUCCUUUUUUAUACUAUUUACAAAUACUAUCUCAGUUACCUCCCAUUAGAAAUGAAUACCUUCACUUGCUUCUUUUUUCUGUUAUAAUUCAGUACUGUGAAAUAGAUUUUUUUUCUGAGAGAACUGCUUCCAUGUAUCUGAAUACUAGAUAUAACACGAGAUUGCAUUUAGUCUUCAAGAUAACAUAUCAUGUGAUGAAUUGAUAUUUUGACUUUACUGCAACCUCAGAUGAAUUAUAUCUCAUUCAGACUCAAACUAAUGGAAAUUAAAUGUGAAUUAAAUUGUAAGUAAUGACCACAAGAGAGUUAUCCUAUAAUUCUGAACAUACCAGCAUUUCUUCAAAACUUUUUCUUUGAUAAUAUGCUGUAACUUAUGUGAACUAUGGCUCCAAGAACCAGUCUUUGUGCAAUAUACUUGUAAGCAAAUCCCUGGAAAUAAUAGAAAUAUUAUUGUGAUUUCUACAAAGUACACAUUUACAAAAUGAUCACCAAUAUUGAAUUGGUUCCAAAUACAAUCUGUGAAAAUAAUUCUCAAGAAAGUAACUACUGUGAUCAUUAAUUAACAAUUUCACCUUCUUUUACUCUCAGUUAUAUUUCUGAUCAUCAGUAUCUAUACUUACUUUCAAUUGCUAUUUAUGUUUUUAAAUAUUUUGAAAUUGCUGAUGUAUUUUUAAUAAGUAUAGUAAGUAUAUACUGAUUAUCCGAAAUAAAGUGGAUAUGAACUUCCAUGGUAGGACCCUAUUUAUAAGCCGGUUGUGCUAAAAUUAGCCAUGUGGCACUUCACAACACUGAUGAGGUUACUCAUUACAUCUUUGCUUCAGAUUUCAAAGCCCAUGUUUUGUUAGAAGAAGUUCCUUAAAAUUAUAGUCAACAGUCUCUCUCAACCCUUGAAACUAAGCAUGAUCCAAGGUUUUCCAGGAUGUGCACACUUAUUAUUACUUUCUGUCAGAUGUUAUUCAUUGUAAUGAAAACAUCCCCUGUUUACCUUCAGUUUCUCUAUUCCUGUGCGAUUUUUAUGGGUAACCAAUCUUUUCCUAAAGUUACCAAUAUUUCACCAUUUACAUCAAUUUAAUCAAAAGAAGGGCUGAUUUUAAUUAUCAACAGUAGCAGAAGAAUGUUUGCAGAGGAUCAAGCACCCUAUUUGAUUUUGCUUUUCAGUCAAAAACCAUACAAUUGAUCUCAAAAAAAAUCUUCAAAUUCAGUUUUAAGUCUUCAUCAUCUACUUAUAAGCAGAAUCUCACAUAAUGUAUUUGCCUUAAGUCUAAUAAUAUAUUUAUUUAAUAACCAAUAGUGUUGUUGAUUUACAUGUAGCUAUAUGUACAAGUGUGUAUGCAUAAACAAACUUUCAUGUUUUUUUGUGUAAUGUUUUUGCUGUAGAACUGUGAAGUACUUUUUAAUGCACUGGAGAUAUUCUGUUUGUGAGACAGUCAUAAAAUUAACAUUCAGCUUUAUAAUUUAUGUGAGGUUAACCAAGUUUUACAGGGUCAAAAGCAAGGGCAGUUGUUUUAAAGAUGAAACUGCGUAAUUGUUUAUAUCCGCUGUUGGGUUUCUUGAAGUGAGUUGUCCUAUCUGACCAUCUAUUUCCAGCAUUACUGUGCAUGUUGUUAGCACAUUAUUGUUUUUAAUUAUAACCCUGGAACAUAAUGGUAGAGGAGCAUUUGAGCCAAGUUACAUUUUCUAUUAUAUUAAUUUAAAGGGGCAUUUAAAAAAAAUAGCAAUUUAGAAUCUGAAUUAACAUAAUAUUCAUAAACAUCUCAAAGAGUACAGAGGUUGAAUUCUCAUAUAUGCUUUGUGCUCUUAUUUUGCAUGUGUUAGAAUUACCCCAGAUUUGGUGGUUCAAGUGGAAUUAUAUCCGUGAGCAUUAACAUUAUAUUUCAUUCUUUAACCAAAAUGAGGAAAGCAUUAAAUUAGAAUUAUUUUGUUAUAGCUCUGUAGUUUGCAUACUGGUGUUUCCUACUAUCAACACAACCCAUUUCAAGGAUGACAAAUAUCCCAAGCUUUUCAUUUCCUUAGUCACCUUGCAUAUUUCUAAAACGUGCAAUGAUGCCACUGCUAUCUUUGAAAUGGUACAACAGCAAUUGAAAAGAAUUGCAGGUCAACUUUUAUUUGAAUGGUAUAGCUUGGCCUGCAAUAACACAACCAAUUAUUUCAUAAUAGAAAUUCUUGAACUUACCAGAGGCAUUGGUUAACACUAUGCACUUUAGAAAACAACAUAAUCAGCAACUGGUACAAUUUCUCACAUUAAUUACUGAAAUGAUAAAAUAGCAAUAGAAUGUCAAUCCCCAACUCUAAAACUUGCACUAACAAUUAACUAAACUUCUCUUAUUUAUUAUGAAUUCUGAUCCAUAGAAUAAAUAAUUAUAUAAUAUCUGAGUUUCAGUAAAUUAUUUUGAUUUCUUUCUAUAGGCGAUAAUUUUAGGUUUACACUUGGUGUCUGUAAAAUGUUAUAUUCUUAAAGAAUCUAAGACAAUAGUUAACAUACUGUGUGUUAAUAUGUUGUUUAAGCAUGUUAUUACCAAAGUGGUUUAUUCUUGCAGUCUCACAUAAUGAUGAUGCAUUUGUCUUCAAAAUUGCUGCUAAUUAAUCAUUGAAUGCUGCAAAUGGCUAUUUAAUUGAUUCUCUGCAAACCUCUGAUAGAGAUAUCGAAGGUCUAAAAUGGAUGAAGUAUGAUCAGUUAAUGAGGGUUCUUUGUUCAAACAUCAUAAGCUAAAUAAACACCAUGCAACAUGGUCCUAAAUUAUUUCUAAAAAAAAAGUAAUCUGAUUUUUCAUGUCCAAGUUACAAAGCACAAAUGCAAUCCAAUUACUUAAACAGGUUAUCUAAUUAUUUUAGACAUUCACACCACAUCAAUUAUAAACAUUUUAGAAACAUUUUAUUGUCAUAAAAUGUAUGUUUUUGCUUAGAAAUUCAAUUCUAGAGUGAUCCAAGAGCCUCUGCUGGAACAUGUGCAAUGGUGGCCUCUGUGACUUUUAACUAUUCAUACAUUGCUCAGUGACAGAACUAGUUAAACAUUUCAAUACAUGUGAGGCCUACUUUGGCAUUACUUAAAAGGUUCUUGCCAAAUACAGUCACAGAUUAUCAAGUUCAACACUGGUUGCUUACUCCAGGUAAUUCUACGGCCUGUUACACCACUGGCGUUUAGAACAGUAAUGAAGGUCCUACAUCUUUGGUGCUGUUCAGGACUUCCAUCAUUGUGUCAGUAGCUCAUUCUUCACUACUGUCAAUCAUGCAAGUUCUGGGUGGAGACUCAGGAACUCUGUCAAACUCAGAUGUAGAAAGGUUCUGCAUUAAUGUUUCCAUAAUAGUUUUGUUUUACCAGUCAGGAUUGUUAGCCCUGAGCUGAACCCCCAAUCCUGGAGGACUGGUGGACCACUCUUAGUCUGGCCUCUACCCUUUGACCUGUUUGGCAUGGGUGAACCUACCAAGAGCCAAAGCAUAGAGAGCUUUGCCAUAAUAGCUCCCCAGCUCACUGAAGUAUGCAAGCCUCCAAACUCUUCAGGUCAGUUUACAAGUUAAAAGCUUACUACCAAUGGAAAUUUUGGGGUAAGAAAAGUCAUCCUUAUGACUGUUCUUCCUCAUUAACCCUGGCCCUCCUUACCCUAAAGGUCAUUUCCUCUAUCUUUUUUUUUUCUAAAUGAGCACAAUACCAAGUACUCUGGCCCCAAACAAAAUGCUGUAUGCUUAUUUUGUUACUAAAUAAGUUUUGAUGCACAGGAAAGUUACAGGUUCAUUUAUACAUGGUGAUGCUACCAGGGCUGAGAAAAUCGGAAGUUGAAGACUUCUUUUAAUAACAUUGCAGACCAAUACUCAACUCGAACAUUGCAACAAAUUGCAGACUUCGAAUAAACCAGUCUGGUUGCUUAAUCAACAAACCUAGCACUGAAUAUUGACAAAUUUGUAGCAUUUUAAAAUUAUAUUGUAGUGUUAUGUUUUUUUAAUAAUUUCUUUGAUUACUGUUGUUAUAUCUUACAAUACUAAAUAGUUGAGACUACUUUUACAAUAAAAACAAUAAUUAUUAAGACUGUAACAUUGUUUUCCUUUCAAAAUAUUCUCCUGUAAUUACUUGGCAAAAUUAUGGCUUUUGUAAGUGUUUUCAAAUGUUCUGUUGAAUAAAACUUCAUUUGUUGCAUGGA